CGGAAGAUGUCUCUCAGGGAACAUGUCGAUUCAGAGCCAAUGGAGGAGACUUCGUUGUCGUACAGCCUCAAACCACGUCAGCUUCCGAAUACUGUCUUCUCGCUCGGUGGAAGACGAGAGUAAGCUCGCUCGAUCGUCUCGACUGGUUGAAGUGAGUCAUCUCGACAGCAGCAAAAGUGCAAAACCGCCCCAACCUAAGACUUUCCCCAUGAAAGCAAGGUUGAUGCAAUCUGGGAUUAUGUUGGAAGUCGCCCGAAGGUCCACAAUUUGUCGAUUGUAUGGCAACAAAAACCAGGAACAUCGGGUCGGUAGACGGAGCAUUAUUGCGAACAUCAAAAACUUCGGUGAAGCGUACCAUCGGGGCACAGGAUCACCGCCAAUGACCACAGCAUUUUUGUCAGUCGGCAAUUUCGGAAACAGUCGAAGGGUAGGACGUCACAGACAAGGUCCCCGAGGUCAAGUGAAGUGCGAUAAGUCGUGACAAUCGGUGAGCGUAGAUGGUGGGCUUAUGGGGUAGAAAUGGAAGGAAAGGGCGUUGGGGUAGAAAUUCGGCGACAUUGCACCCCACGACCUUCCACGGCGGUGCAUAUCGCUAGGCGAUCAUGAUAUCUGUUCGAGGCCGUCAAAGAUACGGCACUCUAUCACGAUCAAUCAGAGGUUCAUGACGUGAUCCUGUGCGGUCGCUGAUUUAAGCGGUGUCGAUAUAUAACACACGUGGUUCCCGCCUUGCCCGUGUACCCAACAUCUCGAAUUAUCACACUCCAACGCUCAUCUCAGUAGGUAUUGCUCCAUGGAAAUGAUGAAAUAAUCCGGUCUCACUAGCCAUUGCGAGUAGAUCAGAACAAUUCACACGACAUAGUCUCGACAUAUUCGUAACAAUGCCGAACAUCAAGC
Molecule: messenger RNA, 894 nt
Organism: Aureobasidium subglaciale EXF-2481
Lineage: Eukaryota; Fungi; Ascomycota; Dothideomycetes; Dothideales; Saccotheciaceae
Exons: 1
Coding region: 23-481 (152 amino acids)
Source: RefSeq, a predicted model, not a curated record